This is a messenger RNA of Symbiodinium pilosum, 1527 nucleotides long. The record is from the annotation of a GenBank genome assembly. NCBI's taxonomy places the organism in Eukaryota, Dinophyceae, Suessiales, Symbiodiniaceae.
AUGGCAGACGACUCAUUUCAGGCGUCGCCAUCCCAAGGCUCUGAGCCGCCCGAGUCCCUGACAUUGGCACGGAGCCCAUCAGGUCCUUUUGUUUUCGGCCAUGACUUCACACGAGAAGUCUCCGGCUCGCUUGAGGAUGCCUACAACGUGCAGAAGAAGCCGCUGGGCGAGGGUUCCUUUGGCAGCGCCUUCCGCGCAACCUGCAAGCAGACUGGCCAGGAGCGCGCCGUGAAGGCCAUAGACAUUGGGAACAUGAAGAACCCGACCAGGUUUCAGCGCGAGAUCCACAUCGCAAAGAAGUUGGACCAUCCCAACGUGGUCAGGCUUUACGAGACCUUCAGAGAUGCGCGAAAGAUUUACUUGGUCAUGGAACUCUGCACUGGUGGCGAACUCUUUGACCGUAUUGUGGAUGAGGCUCCUAGUGGCUUUGAUGAGGCACAUGCAGCCAAGUAUAUUCGGCAGAUCCUCUCAGCCAUUUGCUACCUUCAUGCCCACAGGUUUGCGCACCGGGAUGUGAAGCCUGAGAACUUCCUCUUCCAUGAUCCUUCUCCAGAGUCUCAGCUCAAGAUCAUCGACUUCGGCUUGGCCUGCCAGUUUGAGCCCGGAGUGAAGAUGAGCACCAAGGCCGGGACGGCUUAUUAUGUGGCUCCGGAGGUCCUGAAAGGAGGUUACGAUGAAAAAUGCGAUGUUUGGAGCGCUGGGGUCAUCUCCUUUGUGUUGCUCUGCGGCUUCCCACCAUUCUCAGGUGACAAAGACCCUGAGAUCCUGAAGAAGGUCAAGACGGGAACCUUUGAAUUUCGCUCGCCUGAGUGGGACCCGAUUUCCCAAGGGGCAAAGAACCUCAUCACACAGAUGCUGACCUUCGAUCCCGCAAUUCGGCCGACUGCCGAAGUCGUGCUGCUGAGCCCAUGGCUGAAGUUCAAGGGCACGCCAAAGCCGGCGCCUCUAAGCAAAGACUUCGUCACGAGGCUUUCAGGUUUCCGCGCCUUCUCAAAGCUGAAGAAGGUUGCUCUCACGGCGCUGGCUCAACAGCUGCCAGACGAAAAGAUCGACUUGCUCCAAAAGACUUUCAGGUCCCUGGACAAGAAUGGCGACGGCACGCUGUCGGUGGAAGAGAUCCGGGAAGCCAUCGUGCAGCAGGGCUUGAAGCCUCCAAAAGCUUUGGAGGAUAUCCUGCAAGCUAUCGACUGUAAUGGUUCUGGCAGCUUGGAUUACACGGAGUUUCUUGCCGCAACCCUCGAUCAGAAAGUAUAUAUGCAGCGGGAUGUUUGUUGGGCAGCUUUUCGGAUAUUUGAUCUGGACGGUGAUGGGAAGAUUACGCGAGAGGAGUUGGGCAAGGUGCUGAACGGCAAUUCUGUGCAAGAGCUCUUUGGCGCCAGAAAAAUCGAGAAGAUGAUCGAAGAGGUCGACAAGGAUGGUGACGGGGCAGUGGAUUUCGAGGAGUUCUGUGCGAUGAUGUCGACCAAGGCCUCGCGCCCGAAACCUGCGGCAGAAGCUCCAGCCAAGCGGCAGCGUGUCUCUGCGUAG